Messenger RNA from Ilex paraguariensis (yerba mate), 2084 nucleotides. NCBI's taxonomy places the organism in Eukaryota, Viridiplantae, Streptophyta, Magnoliopsida, Aquifoliales, Aquifoliaceae. The record is from the annotation of a GenBank genome assembly.
AUGUUCCGAGCUCUCAAUCUCAGACGCUCCCUCCAAACCCUCCUCCAGAACCACCACCCCCACCCCCACCCACAUCCUCCCCAUCUCAAAACUCCACCCCCUACCCCCAGCACCACUCCCCAAAGCCCCAUAAACACAUACAACCUCACCCGCUCAUUCUGCUCCUCCCCGUCAUCUCUCUCCUCUUCUCCCUCCUCAUCCGAUGCCGAGCUCCGCAAGUACCUGGGCUACACCCUCCUCCUCCUCGGUUGCGGCGUCGCCACCUACUACUCCUUUCCUUUCCCCGAAAAUGCCAAGCACAAGAGAGCCCAGCUCUUCCGUUACGCCCCACUUCCAGAGGACCUUCACACUGUGUCAAACUGGAGUGGGACCCAUGAAGUCCAGACCCGGAAUUUCCUCCAACCCGAGAGUUUACAGGAAUUGGAGAGCAUCGUGAAAGAUGCGAAUGAGAAGAAGCACAAGAUCCGGCCAGUUGGGUCGGGACUAUCUCCUAAUGGUAUUGGGUUGGCAAGGGCUGGGAUGGUGAAUUUGGCAUUGAUGGAUAAGGUUUUGGAGGUGGAUAAGGAGAAGAAGAGGGUUCGGGUUCAGGCAGGGAUUCGGGUGCAGCAGCUUGUUGAUGGGAUUAAGGAUUACGGGCUGACACUGCAGAAUUUUGCAUCGAUUCGGGAGCAGCAGAUUGGUGGCAUUGUUCAGGUUGGUGCACAUGGUACUGGUGCAAGGUUGCCUCCCAUUGAUGAGCAGGUUAUCAGCAUGAAAUUGGUUACUCCUGCCAAGGGUACAAUAGAGGUUUCACAAGAGAAAGACCCAGAGCUGUUUUAUCUAGCUCGCUGUGGUCUUGGGGGCCUUGGAGUGGUUGCAGAAGUCACUCUCCAGUGUGUUGAGAGGCAGGAACUUGUAGAACACACAGUUGUUUCAAAUAUGAAAGACAUCAAAAAAAAUCACAGGAAAUUUCUAUCUGAGAACAAGCACGUGAAGUACCUAUAUAUCCCAUAUACUGACACUGUUGUGCUUGUGAGAUGUAAUCCUGUUUCAAAAUGGAAGGGUGCACCCAAAUUCACACCAAAAUAUAGUGAAGAUGAAGCUAUGCAGCAUGUCCGUGAACUCUAUGUGGAGUCGCUAAAGAAAUACAGAGGGCAAGUGAUUGCAGUGAAAUCUCCAAAUGACAAUGAACCAGACAUAAAUGAGCUCUCAUUUACAGAGCUGAGAGAUAAACUACUUGCCCUCGAUCCUCUUAAUAAAGACCAUGUCAUAAAGGUAAAUCAAGCUGAGGCUGAGUUCUGGAGGAAGUCAGAGGGAUAUCGAGUAGGCUGGAGUGAUGAAAUUCUGGGCUUUGAUUGUGGGGGCCAGCAGUGGGUCUCAGAAAUCUGUUUUCCUGCUGGAACGCUAUCGAAGCCAAGCAUGAAGGACCUAGAAUAUAUUGAAGAGUUGACGCAGGUCAUAGAGAAGGAAGGGAUACCUGCUCCUGCACCUAUAGAACAGAGAUGGACAGCACGCAGCAGGAGUUCAAUGAGCCCGGCUUCAAGCUCAAGGGAGGAUGAUAUAUUCUCAUGGGUUGGUAUAAUCAUGUAUCUUCCUACGAUGGAUGCUCGUCAGCGAAGACAAAUAACAGAAGAAUUUUUCCAUUACAGGCACGUGACUCAAACACAGUUAUGGGAUCAGUAUUCUGCUUAUGAACAUUGGGCUAAGGUUGAGGUUCCAAAGGACAAGGAAGAACUUUCAGCUUUGCAAGCCAGGCUAAGAAAGCGAUUUCCAGUGGAUGCAUAUAAUAAAGCACGAAAGGAAUUGGACCCCAAUCAGAUCCUUUCCAAUAACAUGCUGGAGAAGCUGUUCCCAUUAUCUGAUACGAUUUGAUAGGCAGUCACUCCUUGGUUAGUUCUUUAUUUAUUUAUUUUUUAUUGAGUUGGUUUAGAAGGAAUAAGGAUCUUGUCCUGUCAAAUCUGCUUUGUAGACACAUACUUAGCCAUUGAAAAUGUGACUGUACAUCACAUCAAAAGGAAUAUUAGGAUUUUAUAAUAGGAGGUGUAUUAUUAAGCUUCUACAUUCAAUUUUUUAUGUAUUGAGUAGUAAUCAAGUUUUUAUAUUAU